AUGGUAGACUUUGCGAGCUGGCGUACGCAGCCGCGAGAAUCCAACCCACCUACACACUCACACUCCCACGCCAUUAAUAAACUCGACAGUGAAUCCUCACUCGUCAGAUAACUCGCAAGAAAAUCGCGGAAAAUUCCCCCGCAUCAUCGUCACCUUCCUCCCGUGCCCCGCUUCACUCCUCGGCCAUCUUCUCCCACCUCACUCCACUCCAGCCCACGAGGAUGGGGAGAGGCUCCCCUCCCGCUCCCGCCCCGCGCCUCGCGCCCGGGCUGCCGGCCCUGCUCGCCGCCGCGCUGCUGCUGCUGCUGCUGCCGGCCCCGGCCGCCGGGGUCAACGUGACGGCCGUGCUCGCGGCGUUCCCCGGCUUCUCCGACUUCGCGCGGCUGCUCGCGUCCUCCCCGGUGGCCGCGGAGCUGGCGGGGCGGUCGUCGCUCACGCUGCUGGCCGUGCCCAACGCCAACCUGCCGCGCUCGCCCUCCGCCUUCGCCGCGGCCGCCGGCGCCGACCUCGCCGACGUGCUGCGCUACCACGUCCUCCUCGAGUACCUCUCCCCGCCCGACCUCGCCCGCGUCCCCGCCUCGGGCAGGCUCGUCACCACGCUCUUCCAGACCACCGGCCGCGCGCCCUCCGACCUCGGCGCCGUCAACCUCACGGCCACUGCCGCGGGCGGCGGCAGCAGCAGCUCCGCCGUCGUCGUCCGCUCGCCGUCCCCGUCCCCGGGGUCGAACGCCACCGUCCUCGGCGCCGUGACCAGGGAGCCGUACAACCUCAGCGUGCUGGCCGUGGGCGGCCUCAUCGUGCCCUCCGGCUUCGACAUCGCCGCGUCGGGCUCCGAGACCCGCCCGUCCCCGGCGGUGAACAUCACCCGCGUCCUCACCGACGCGCGCGGCUUCAACGUGGCCGCCUCCAUGCUCGAGGCCUCGGGCGUGGCGGACGACUUCGAGGCCGACGAGCGCGGCGCCGGCAUCACCAUCUUCGUCCCAACCGACGACGCCUUCGCGGCCCUCCCCGCCACCGACCGCCUCCAGUCCCUCCCCGCCGACCGCAAGGCCGUGGUGCUGCGCUUCCACGUGCUGCACUCCUACUACCCGCUGGGGUCCCUGGAGUCCAUCGUGAACCCCGUCCAGCCCACGCUCGCCACCGAGUGCACCGAGGCCGGCCGCUUCACGCUCAACAUCACGCGCUUCAACGGCUCCGUCGCCAUCGACACCGGCGUCGUGCAGGCGUCCAUCACCCGCACGGUGUUCGACCAGAAUCCCGUGGCGGUCUUCGCCGUCUCCAAGGUCCUGCUGCCCAAGGAAAUGUUCAGCCGCGGGAACACCAUUAACCCCGGAGCUGCCACCCCUCCCGCCACCAUGACCCCAGACGUCUCCGAUGGCCCGCGGACGCCGCCGACGAAGCUGUCGUCCCCGCCGGCCCUGCGCGGCCAGGACAGCAAGCCAUCAUCAGCACCAGCAAGAAACGCGAACUGGUGGUGUACAGGAAUAGGAUUGGUCUGCCUGCUCCUACCUCUGCUAUGAGAUCCAGGUGGUGCCUUGCAUUCUCAAUUUUUCCCUCUUCUUCCACCAUUUCCUCUCUCGUCUGAUCGAAACCGAAUGUGUACACCUCCGGUCGCCAUUGGAUUGGGGAGAGGGUUCCGUAGAGGCCAUUGUAGCAGCAGUAGUAGCCAUUAUUUCUCGUUUCUUCACCUGAUUAGGGAAAUGAUAAUAAUAAUAAUAAUACCAUGUGUAGAAAUCUA
Messenger RNA from Triticum aestivum (bread wheat), 1738 nucleotides. RefSeq names its product fasciclin-like arabinogalactan protein 4. Gene Ontology annotation, biological process: mucilage biosynthetic process involved in seed coat development; multidimensional cell growth; abscisic acid-activated signaling pathway. NCBI's taxonomy places the organism in Eukaryota, Viridiplantae, Streptophyta, Magnoliopsida, Poales, Poaceae. The record is from RefSeq and is a predicted model, not a curated record. The transcript has a single exon. Gene Ontology annotation, cellular component: plasma membrane. Bases 222 to 1520 code for a protein of 432 amino acids.